Messenger RNA from Oncorhynchus gorbuscha (pink salmon), 2904 nucleotides. RefSeq names its product proline-rich protein 7-like. The coding region runs from base 309 to 1091 and encodes 260 amino acids. NCBI's taxonomy places the organism in Eukaryota, Metazoa, Chordata, Actinopteri, Salmoniformes, Salmonidae. The record is from RefSeq and is a predicted model, not a curated record. The transcript is spliced from 2 exons.
GUGUGUGUGUGUGUGUGUGUGUGUGUGUGUGUGUGUGUGUGUGUGUGUGUAAGCACACUCGACACCCAGUCCUCUUAACAGAAUCAGGGCUGUUCUGUCGCACUGAUAUAAGAGGAUUACAACUCAACAGAAGACUAUACAUUCAUCCAAACUCCUCUGGAGACUGGAGCCCUAUCUUUCUCUUGAAUGUUUUCCCUUGUCUCCUCAGUGGCAGCCAGUGCUAUUUGAUUUAACGUAUCUUCCCAAGUCUAGUUGGCUCCUCAUUUCACGCACCUCGGUAGUUCCAAGUCAACUAGUUCCUCAUCACCAUGGUGAUGUCCCAGGGCACGUACACCUUCCUGGCCUGUUUCGCUGGGUUCUGGUUGGUGUGGGCUCUCAUCGUCAUGCUGUGCUGCUUCUGUAGCUUUGUCCAGCGUCGUCUGAAGAGGAGGAGGGAGGAGAGGCUGAGGGAGCAGUGUCUAAGGGCCCUGGAGAUGGAGUCACUGGAGUGCCUGGGCACUCCGGGGUUGGCUGGGUACCCUCCAUCCAGAGAGCCCCUCCAGUUCUGCCCCCCGCUGACCCUCUCCCCACCGCUGCACAUUCCCCGAUCCCUCCCCCAGGGCAGCUGGGCCUCCCCACAAGAGACGGACGUGUUUGGGAAGCCCCCCUGCUACGAGGAGGCUGUUCUGAUGGAGGACCCCCUUCCCCCCUACUGUGAAGUGCUGGCUGACAGCCGGGGGGGCACCUACACCAAGCUCACCCCCCAGGCCUCCAGGCUGCAGCAGCAGGAGCCUGAGACCUCCAAGACUCCCCCUGUCACAGUGUUCUCUGAGCGGGGCUACUCCUCCUUGAUCCGCCUGCCCACCGCCCGACGCUGGGACUCCCUGGGUCACCUGCUCUCCACAAUGGACCUCAACCACAACACCCUCCCCACGGAGCCCCUCUCUCUGCAGGCCCAGGCCACCGUCACCAUGCCCCGCGAGGGCCGGACUCACACACACCCAGAGCUAGGGCUGAGAAGUAUCCAUGGGCUCCAGGGGCUCAGGGGGCUAGAGCAGAGUUGUGGCUUGCCCACAGCCUUCCCUCUGCUGGGUCGCAGCACAGCCGUGUAGGCCUGACUAACCCUCCUGGAGGUGGGGGUCAGACUGGAGCUAAGGACACUGGAGCUAAGGAGAGGCGUUGGGUUGGGUCUGAGGAGUUGCAUCUGGGUUGUAGAGUUGGACUAAUGAUGAAGGGGAUAGAGGAGGAGAAAUGUCCUUCAGACUCCCAGCAGCCAGAGGUGUUGACAGAGUGAGAUGGGACACCCUUUCUAAAGAUGGUCUCUCUUCCCAGCCUUCCUCUCAUCCUCCCUCCAUUAUCUGUCUCUCUCUCUCCCUCCAUUUCUUUCUAUUCUCUAUAUCUCUGUAGUUGUGUUGAUCUCUCUAUUCUCUGCAGCGUCGCAGCCUGAUGCAGAGCAGCUAUUAUAUGAGUCUGCUGUUGCCAUAGCUCCCUGGAACUGUCUGUUGCCCAUGACACCUUGGGCCCCUAGCGACCUCUCCUCCUCGCCAAAUUUCUAAAGACAUUUUCAUAGCCUUUCUUUGUAUGACUGCAGGUUGAAAGAGGGGGAACUCUUUAAUGACCUGCAGUAGCUCUGUGUUGCUGUUUCUCUUGAUGUAUAGUAUGUACAGUGAAGGACCAAGAAAGACAUGUUGGGGCAUUCAGCCCAAGUAACUAUCACCCUGCUCGGAGCAUUGCAAUGUGCAAUGGAAACUCUGUUUUGUAUUGAAAAAGCUCUUCUUCAGCAUUACUGUCAUAUCUUCAAGAUGUUCUGAAGUGGACUAUGAAUAUCAAUUUGAUAAUCCCCAGCUGGGGAUUGUUGCUCCUCAGUGUACACCAACUGAGUGUGUGCGUAUGUGUGUGCCUGCGUGUGUCUGUCUGUGUGUGUGUGUAUGUGGUUGCUAUCUGUCCACGAGGGAAGUGUUUUAUCAAGAUUGUGAUUGUGAAUCCAUUUCUUUCUUUCUCUCCCUCCGUCAUUAUCCCUCUGUCUUACUCUCAAGCCACUCAUCAGGCUAGAUGUCGCUGGGAGACGCUCUCCUUCGCAUUGCCAUGGGGGUGCUACAGUACAUAUAGCAGACACCAUCACAGAAAAUGUCAUCUGUCAUGGUAGAAAAACAAAGCUAUCACCAUGCACCAAGCAAUUGCAGAGAUGGGAUUUCUGUUCCUUUUCCUGAUUUAAAAAGUUUAUUCAGCUAUGGAAUGCUUUUGCAGGGGGAAUGGAAUCUAUCAAUCCUGACCUCCCUUACUACGCUGUUAAGCCUGUUAGGAACAGUGUUACCACCAAGGUCCACCGCUUUGUUAUUAGCUGUUAUGUAACCCAAUUCAAUCACAUUACAUAAUCCACUGAAAUUAAUGGAGUAUUUGAUGGCCUGGCCUUACUUGGCAGUACCCUUGAGAUGCUCGGACAAAUUAGGAAGCUUGUCAGUGCAAAGCUGAAGUGCUGUCCUCAAGGAGCUUAUAUAAAUGUAGAGAUAGGGAACAUACAGUACCCAACGCCAGGAGAGAGAGAGAUGAGAGGGAGAGAAUGAGAGAACUACUUGAGGCCAUGAGAUAAUGUUAUUAUUGAGAGGUAAAAAGUAUUUCAGUUUGAAUCUAUACAGACAAUGUCUCAGUUUGUCCUGGGUUCUAUUGAUAUAUUACGGUAGUAUGUUGUUCUGUGUUACAUAGCAUUGAGACGUCCAUUAAGUUUAUUUUGGAUGCUGUAACGGCUCUCGUCGAAAGGAGUGGACCAAAGCACAGCGUGCAAAGUGUUUAGUGUUUCAGGAUUAGUUUAUUUCAAAAAACACACAAACAAAAUAACAAACGUGAAAACGAAAGCGCACAGUUCUGUCAGGCAGAAACACUAAACAGAAAACAAGAUCCCACAAAACCCAAAAGGAAAAUGACAAC